AUUUUCGCUAAAAAGGGGGAUGCGGGUCUAGCCUGGCAACAAAUCAUACAACAAAAGGAAGUGAGGCGUUUACGUACUACAUAUUUGUGUUUAUAUAACCUCAAGAACUCCCCCAGAAAAACGUUUUACUGAGGUCACAUUUGGACCAAAUGAAGAAUUGAAGUUGUUAGGACAAUCAUGGAGUGAAAAGCAAGAAGUUGGUCUGAAUUCACACGAGUUGUUUAGGCCUUUCCAGGGCCCUUUGGGGCCCAGGAAGAGGAUGCAUCGUGGUGGGGAUAAGGACUUCCAGAUAUCAGCACGAAAGAUGGGCACAUCUUUGCUUUUUCAACUGUCAGCUCAUGAAAGAGAGUUGGAUUUGGUAUUUCUGGACCACAGCUAUGCCAAACCAUGGAAUGCCCACCCAGAUGCCAGCAGCGCCCGCCCCACAAGGACGCUGUUUGUUACCCCUCGUCGCCAGCCUGAAGCUUUGUUAGACUCUGAUUCUUUAAUAGAUGUGGAAACGGUCAUACCAACACCCGCUCCUCUGUAUGAUAAUCAGAAAGCUCUCAAUGUGAUGAAGGAGUGUGAGCGGCAUGUUUUAUUUGCUCGCACGGUUGCCGAGAGCCCCCCGCCCCCUGAUGACUGGGAGGAACACUUAAACAAGACUGGAUGGUCAGUGGCCCAGAACAAACUGUUCAAUAAAGUCCUCAAAGCUCUUCAAGCUGAAAGACUAGCUCGUCUGGCCAAUGAAAAUGCGUCCAAUGAGCCAAUUUUGCGGAGGAUAGCUGUGGACAAGUGUGCCAGGAAGGUGCGGAAUGCAUUAGCCAGCGUGAACUGGGACACCAAACUGACGCAGUGGUUGCACACCAUUAUGAUUGAAUCUUUAAGCCUUGCCAUGCUUGCCGCUUACCUGGAUGUGCUACAGACUCUCAAAAGCAAGUUGCCCCUGCUGAUUGACAGAAUGUUGCUGACUUCAACAAAGACUGGUGCUCCAAGUGCAGAGGCUCUGUCGCUGUUACUGAAACGACCCUGGGACCCAGCUGUUGGAGUCCUGUCCCAAAACAAACCGAGCAAGCUUCCUGGGUCACCACUCAUCCUGAUUGCACCAUCAAGCCCAACCAAUCCUGCCCUCUCUACCUCACGGCGAAUGAGAUUCUGGCAGUCGCAGCUCUCCUGUUUGGGAAAGGUCAUCCCUGUGCACACUCAUGUGAACAGCAGCGCGAAUAUUGGGAUCACACAGUGCCUCGAACACAUGUUGGGCACUGUCAGAGCCAAGGUCAUGGAGGUUCACAGUCACUUUCCUCAUAAACCCAUCAUUCUGGUCGGCUGGAACACUGGUGCUCUCAUCGCUUGUCACGUAUCCCUUAUGGAGUAUCUGACUGCUGUGGUUUGUCUUGGCUUUCCCCUGCUAACAGUCAAUGGGCCAAGAGGGGAUGUUGAUGACCCGUUGCUGGACAUGAAGACUCCAGUGUUGUUCGUGGUUGGCCAGAAUGCUUUGCAGUGUAGCAUAGAAGGCAUGGAGGAGUUCAGAGAGAAACUGAGAGCAGACAACAGCAUGGUGAUGGUGGGCGGAGCCGACGACAACCUUAGAAUCAGUUCAGCAAAGAUGAAAUCAGAGGGACUGACACAGACCAUGGUGGACCGCUGCAUUCAGGAUGAGAUAGCUGACUUCUUGUCAGGCGUCCUCACACGAGCAGAGGGCCACAGCCAUGGCUCAGGGGAGAUGAGAGACCUGGACACGGAGAAGAAGAAAAGGCCUCGACGGGAGCUUCCCUUUGACAUGGAGAGAGGACGACCUUCCUCCCCUGCACUUAGAGUUCCCAUCUCACCAUCGGGUUCAGAAGAUCUGUCCAGUGUUUGUAGCAGCCCCACUUCAAGUCCCAAACCCAAGACGUCCGGUCUGUCCCCAGCACAGAAGUCCAGCCUGAUCACAGCCACGCAGCUCCUCAAGACACACAUGCAGCGCUCUGGCACAGUACUCACUCACAAACAAGCUCAAGCUCAGUUUGCUGCUUUUAUGAAACAAAACAUGCUUGUGAGGAAAAAUCUUCCUCCUGGCACCCCUCCUUGUAUUUUUGUGCCAGUGACCAGUGAUCAGAUGGAAGGCCUGGACAGAGAUGAACUGAGGCCCCAUGGCAAGAGGAGGCAGACGCCUAGUCCCACGCCAAACAAAGCCUCCAAGAGAGCCAAGAUCAAGGUCACCAUAGUUUCCCAAAGCGACUCAGCAGGGGGCAGCAUCAUCCCUGCUGCACAGGAAGUGGGUGUUUCUGGCAAGCCUGUUACAGUGACAGUGGGACAGACUGUGGCUGGAGCCAAGGAGCUCUCUGGACUUCUUACAGGCCAGCGGUCUGGUAGUCUCUCAGAGAUGUCUGGUGCCCUGUCCCCAGGCUCCAGCUCAUUCAGCAGCGUGCAGCCUUGCAUGGUGUCAGGGUCCUCCGCACCAGCCCAGGCACAAGCUCCGGCUACUGCCCAAGCGCCUUCCGCCAGCAGUCUGCUACAAGGUCUAAGUUUCAGUCUUCAGGAGAUCGUCACCAAAGCUCCUAGCUUGCCCUCCACAGCGGCCAACACAGGCAGCACCCAGGCAGUUUGUGGCAAGCCUCAGGGUCAGGUCCUGAGCUCCGUGGGUACCAGCAGCAGUACUCUGCUCCGGGCGGUGCCUGUGGUCACCACGGGAGGAGUGGCUAAAACCACCGCUAUCCACCAGCUGCUCACCAACGGCGGGCUGGCUAAACUAGCCAGCAGCUUGCCCGGCUUGGCUCACAUCACCAAUCAGACCGCUGGUAUGUCUCGAACAGCCAAAACACGACGGCCACGUUGAAUGGCCAGGGUUCAUUCAUCCAUUGUUUUGGAAACAGUAGAUCAGGAUGUCUGUAGGCCAGGGAGGACUGCCGCCGUAGAGGACCGUAGAGGAAAGCUCUGUCGACAUGCGUGAUAGUUUGCCUGGAAGAACCCGACUGUGAUGCAGCUAUACGGCAUCAGAGGGCACAUAGACGUACGACAUGUUUUGUUUUCAUGUUCAGAAAGAGCCAUAUGGGAAUUAUAUGGUCAAAAAACACACCUUUUGCUUGACACAUAAUGUUUAUGUAGAAAUGGAUGCAUUGUAAAAUAUAAAUGUGUGAAACCCUUUAAAGCGCAACAAUUGUGAAGUAAUUUAAAAUCAGUGUUGGUAAGGUUGACCAAAUUUAAUAAGAUUCCCCAAAAGUUCAGUCCACACUGCUUCUGUAUGUCAGAUUUGUUUAUUAGCGUCAUUUCAUGUUUGUUUUUAUUUUGUUUGCCUCUUUGUGUAGCAACAUUUUGUACAACGCUUUCAUUAAAUCACCUGCUAAUAAUAUCCAUAAGUGUGAAUGCUGAACUUUCACAGAGAUGUGUUGGAAAACAAUAAAGCACAUGGCAUUUCCCAAGCUUCUUGUUGGUACAAUAAAGACUGGAAUCAAACUCA
This is a messenger RNA of Scatophagus argus, 3418 nucleotides long. RefSeq names its product KAT8 regulatory NSL complex subunit 3 (gene kansl3). The coding region runs from base 260 to 2797 and encodes 845 amino acids. NCBI's taxonomy places the organism in Eukaryota, Metazoa, Chordata, Actinopteri, Scatophagidae. The transcript has 20 exons. The record is from RefSeq and is a predicted model, not a curated record. Gene Ontology annotation, cellular component: NSL complex. Gene Ontology annotation, biological process: positive regulation of transcription by RNA polymerase II.